AUGGAAACCCCUAAAGGUAUUAAUAUUCUUAUCACGGGCACACCCGGUACCGGCAAGACAUCCAUGUGUGAAUUGAUCGCACAGGAACUUGAUGGAUUCACACACCUGGAAGUUGGUAAACUCGUACGGGAUAAUGGCUUCUACACCUCAUAUGAUAAAGAACUCGACACACACAUUGUAGAGGAACGAGAUGAGGAUCGCCUGCUGGAUUACAUGGAACCCCUCAUGAUGGGUAAAGGCAAUCACGUUGUGGAUUAUCACUCCAGUGAACUCUUCCCACGCCGCUGGUUUCACAUCGUUGUUGUGCUGCGCACCGCCACGGAGGUGUUGUUUGAGCGUCUCACCGCCCGCAACUACAGCGAGGCGAAGCGGGGGGAAAACAUGGAAGUUGAGAUUCAAGGCAUUUGUGAGGAAGAGGCUCGUGGGGCUUAUGAUGAGGAUAUCGUCUUGGUGAGGGAAAAUAACACAUUAGAGGAUAUGGCAGCCACCCUUGAACUCAUCCGCACACGUGUGGAGGCAUUAAAACAGAAGUAA
This is a messenger RNA of Trypanosoma theileri, 534 nucleotides long. Its product is annotated as kinase. NCBI's taxonomy places the organism in Eukaryota, Euglenozoa, Kinetoplastea, Trypanosomatida, Trypanosomatidae. The coding region runs from base 1 to 534 and encodes 177 amino acids. Gene Ontology annotation, cellular component: cytoplasm; nucleus. The record is from RefSeq and is a predicted model, not a curated record. The transcript has a single exon. Gene Ontology annotation, molecular function: AMP kinase activity; ATP binding; ATP hydrolysis activity.